Molecule: messenger RNA, 356 nt
Organism: Thyridium curvatum
Lineage: Eukaryota; Fungi; Ascomycota; Sordariomycetes; Thyridiales; Thyridiaceae
Exons: 1
Source: RefSeq, a predicted model, not a curated record
AUGCCCACCUACCUCUGCCACGGCUUCCGCUGGCAGCGGCGCAGCAUCCGCGUCUACGUCGUCGUCCAGAACCUCGACGACGCCGCCCCGGAGUGGAUCAUCCGCCGCGGCACCUCCCGCGCCCUCCUCUCCUCCUUCUACUCCCUCUUCGACUUCCUGCCCCGCUGCGCCGCCCCGCCGCCCGGCUCCUCCUCCGUCACGCCCGCAGCAGCAGACCACCACCACCACCACCCCCACCACGCGCAAGCCGUCGUCGACGGCGGCAGCAGUCGCCGCCGCCGCAGCCGCUCCCGCAGCCAGGGCGGCGACCCCGCGCGCGGCCGCGCCGCCUCCUCCUCCGGCCACCAGCCCGCGCC